Molecule: messenger RNA, 366 nt
Organism: Diabrotica balteata
Lineage: Eukaryota; Metazoa; Arthropoda; Insecta; Coleoptera; Chrysomelidae
Source: the annotation of a GenBank genome assembly
AUGUGCAGUCCAAUGUUUAGACACACUUUGCCACUAUCAAAUAAUCCAUUUGCUUCCCCACAAAAUAAAAUAUCAAAAGGUAUUCUAAAGGCAGCUCAGUUUAAUAUUAAAACCAACAAUACCACCUCGACACCGUUUGUAUUAAAGCCCAGUCAACUUAAUCCCGUUAAGAAUUCUAGUAAUAAGACCAAUAGUAAAAAAUCAGUUAAUAAUUAUACAAGAGUAAAUGGAGACAUGCCUAUGGUAGUACCUAGAAAACUAACACAAAAAGUUGCAGAAACAAUACCUCAACAUGUUAAAACCAAAAUUUCUAGUAAUUCUUUUGUAUUCGGACAGAACUUAAAAAAAAUGAGUGACAGAAACUGA